AGUGACGCCUGGCGGCUCAGACCGGAGAAGUAGAUCCAGAGGACGCGGAUUGACAGCCUGCUGGGCGGCGGAGCGGAAGUUCUCCGCAUCCUCAGCUGUAAACACACAGAGACUCCUCGGACAGGAGGACACCUGUCUCCAUGGUAACGCAGCAGCCUCGACAGCCAUGUCCUCCGUCUCCGUGUCGACGUCUGCUGCGUGUGGCGGCGGCGGCGAGGCUGCCGCGGUGCUGGCCUCCCGGGCCUGUGAGCAGGCCCUGCUGGCGUCGGAGCGCUACGCCAGCCUCAUCCUGGCCCAGAUGAACAAGAUGCGGCUCCGCUCCGACUUCUGCGACGUGGGGCUGAAGGUCGGCGGGCAGGUCUUCAAGGUCCACCGGCUGGUUCUCGCCGCCAGCAGCCCCUACUUCUCUGCGUUGUUCUCAGGCGGGAUGAGGGAGGCGGAGAAAGAGGAGGUGCAGAUCAUCGGAGUGGACACGGGGAUCUUCGAAGCGCUGCUGGACUUCAUAUACACGGGCGCCAUCAACGUUAACGUGGAGAACGUUCAGGAGCUGAUGGUGGCAGCCGACAUGCUGCAGCUGAUCGAGGUGGUGUCCAUAUGCGGGGAGUUUCUCAAGGGGCACAUGGACCCCUUUAACUGCGUGGGCAUCUUUCAGUUUCUGGAGCAGAUCGCCUGCAUGGAAAUGCUGGAAUUUACUGAGAACUACAUCCAAGUUCACUUCCUGGAGGUGUGUGUCACGGAUGAGUUCAGAGGCCUGUCGAAGGAUCAGCUGGUGAGGCUUCUGAGGAGCGAGGAGCUGAGGAUCGAGGACGAGUACCAAGUGUUCACUGCAGCCAUGGACUGGGUUCUCCACGAUGUGGCAAAGAGGAAAAAACACGUAGUUGAGGUGCUGGAAGCGGUCCGCUUCCCUCUGCUCUCCCCACAGAGACUCUUCAAGUACAUAGAAGGCAUUACCGACUUCAGCCUGCGGGUGGCACUGCAGACCCUGCUGAAGGAGUACACCGAGGUCACAAAGUCUCCCAAAGAAAACAAGUUUCACAGUCAGCUCCAACCGGCCAAGAUGAGACCCCGGAGAAAAGCCAGGAAGUACCUCUACGCAAUAGGUGGCUGGAUUGGAUCGGAGAUCGGGAAAACCAUGGAGCGAUACGAUCCAGAGGAGAACAAGUGGGAGGUCAUCGGCGGCAUGGCAGUCCCCCGCUAUUACUUUGGCUGCUCUGAGCUGCAGGGAUUAAUUUACGUGAUCGGUGGGAUCAGUGAUGAGGGAAUGGAGCUGCGCUCAGCAGAAGUGUAUGACCCCAUCUCCCGUCGCUGGAGCGCCCUGCCGGUGAUGAGCCAGCGGCGGGCCUACGUGGGCGUGGCCUGCCUGAACAACUGCGUGUACGCCGUGGGAGGCUGGAACGAGGCGCUGGGCGCUCUGGAGACGGUGGAAAAAUACUGUCCCGAGGAGGAGAAGUGGGUGGAGGUGGCCCCGAUGUCCACCCCGCGCGCGGGCGUGUCGGUGUCGGCGGUCAACGGGCUGCUCUACGCCGUGGGCGGACGGGCCGCCAGCAGGGACUUCUCAGCCCCCGUCACCAUGGAUUCUGUGGAGAUCUACGACCCGCACCUGGACACGUGGACCGAGGUGGGCAACAUGAUCACCAGCCGCUGCGACGGCGGGCUGGCCGUGCUCUGACCGCCGGGGCCCUCAAACCGCCAGAGUCGGCACACGGAUCAUCCCAAGACUGCGCACACGUUGCACCUUUAAAACUGGAGACUGAAAAGAUGGCCGCCUCUCUAGCAGGCCGCCACCUUCCGGUCGAUGUUAUUUAUACGUGUGUCCUUUUUUAGCAGCACAGCUAGUUCUGGGAAGUGCCAAAAACGCUUUUUCUAUCACACGGCUUUCUUAUCUUCAGCUGCGGAAAAUAGUUUUACUUGAAACUGAGUGACGUCGAGCGUGUUUUUACCGGGAACCCCUCAGAUCAGGAGAGGUUGUCACCAUGAAGCGGCCCUUCUUUAUUUUCUGGCCGUCAAGUCUUCAGGAGGUCUGGGCUUGACGUCGCCGUUUUGUGGUUUUGCGGUCAGCGCUUCUUUGACUCGCUCUUGAGCCUGGAUGACAGCGGGAACCCCAUGAAACCCUCGGUGGUUCUUGGUGUCAGAUUCAUUUAUUACUGGAAACUCGAGGAGAGCAAUCUCCGUUUUCACUGGAUGGUCAUUUGUACAUAUGCUGCUGGAAGUACCGGUACCUCCGAGUCCUUAUUUAUGUCGACCGCAGUCAGAAGUGGCUCCUAUUACAUUUCAACUCUCAACUUCCCCUUCAACUUUUUUCAACAGUCUGCCACAUUCCAACCACAAACUUUAGUGGGUUUUAUCUGAAGUGAAAGAAAAGCUGUUUUUUUUUUUUUUCUGCUUCAAUUCUGCAUGCGAGUAUUUUAGGGUAAGUCCCUAUGGGCUUCACAGAUCUUAAAACUGAGAUUUUUUGUCAGUUUCUCUUUACAGAACAGCUCAAGUUCAGUCACACGAGCAUCCACGAAUGGCGAUUUUCAAAUCUUGCCACAUGUGACUUCAACUGGAAUAUAUGCCUGGGCUUUGACUAGGCCGUUGUAGGACAUGCAGUUGACAUGUUCUGUUCCCGCUCUGGCUGUGUGCUUAUGGGGGUCGUCCAGCGGGAAGGCCACCAGUUUUAACCAGCCUCCCUGUCCCUGCUGAAGAAAGGCAUCCCCACAGCGUGAUGGUGCCACCGUUGUGUUUCGUGGUGGGUAUGCAGUGUCCAGAGUGAUUAUGUGCAGUGGUAGUUUUCUCUAAUGUUCUCUAAACGUCUUUUUAUAGAACACCUGGAUUUAUACCGAGAUUAAAUGACACACACAGGUGGCCUGUUCUCUGGUUAGGGGACGUCUGCAGGCAGUCGGUUGCCAUUUACUCGGGGUAUCAGAGUAAAGGAGGCUGAAAACAAAUGCACACCGCACUUUUCAGAUAUUUGUAAAAGGACAACUAAAACAUUUCAAUGUAUAGUUUUCCUUUCACUUCAUCACUGUACUACUGUGGUUGCAACGGGACAAAAUGUGAGAAGUUCAAGAGCUAUUUGUACUUUUCCAAGCCACUUUUUAAAGACAGGUUUAAAGUGACGUUCCUGUAGAAACGUGCAACACAGACGCAUCGCUCCAUACGUAUGUAGCUGCGUUAAAAUGUUACGCCAGCGUAGAGAAGCGCUGCUUUUUGCUUCAAUGGACCUUCAAAGGAAUGUUCUCAUCUUUGUUAUAGGCAAUAGGUUCUGUGUUUGAACUGUCCUCACAGCUGUAUCUGUCUGAAAAAUAAAUUUGAAUGAAUGUGG
Fundulus heteroclitus (mummichog) is the source of this 3304-nucleotide messenger RNA. RefSeq names its product intracisternal A particle-promoted polypeptide (gene klhl27). Lineage: Eukaryota; Metazoa; Chordata; Actinopteri; Cyprinodontiformes; Fundulidae. The record is from RefSeq and is a predicted model, not a curated record. Gene Ontology annotation, molecular function: actin binding.